This is a messenger RNA of Arvicola amphibius (Eurasian water vole), 1302 nucleotides long. It is a transcript of the gene Pnma8a, whose product is annotated as PNMA family member 8A. The transcript has a single exon. The coding region runs from base 1 to 1302 and encodes 433 amino acids. The record is from RefSeq and is a predicted model, not a curated record. NCBI's taxonomy places the organism in Eukaryota, Metazoa, Chordata, Mammalia, Rodentia, Cricetidae.
AUGUCGGAGCCCAUGGCGAUGAGCUUGCUGGAAGACUGGUGCCGGGGCAUGGGACUGGACAUCCACAGGUCCCUAUUGGUUACAGGUAUUCCUGAGCACUGCAGCCAUGCAGAAAUCGAGGAGACCUUGAAUGGGGUCCUCUUGCCACUGGGCACAUACCGUGUGGCCAACAAAAUUUUUUUGCGGCAGGAGAAUGUCAAAGCUGCGCUUGUUGAGGUUAGCGAGGGUGUGAACCUGAGCUCUGUACCCCGCGAGUUCCCGGGGAAGGGUGGUGUCUGGAAAGUGGUCUGCAGAGACCCCACCCAGGAUGCUGAGUUUUUAAAAAAUCUGAACGAAUUCCUCGAUGCCGAAGGGCGUACUUGGGAGGAUGUGGUCCGUCUCUUGAGGCUUAACCAGCAUCCAUCAUUUCCGAGCCCAAACCAGCCUCCACCGAACUGGGCAGAAGCCAUGGGGCUGAUCCUGGGCGUGGUGGUACAGGUGAUCUUCUACAUGGAUGCAGAAAUCCGUAAUCGGGAGGAAGAAGCGAGGGCUGAGGAGGCCGAGCUGAUGGCCACUUGGGCAUCAACAGCGAGGAGGACGGUAAAGAAGGAACCUGGACUGGGUGUCGAGGUGGGCUCGACUUUCAAGAUGGAGGACCGAAACUACUGGAAGAAUGCAGAGGACCGUGGUGACUCUCCAAAACCUCUGUUUCGCCGAACUGGAGGUAAGAUUCGCUCCAGGAGAAGGAAGCAGAAAAAAAAUCCUAAGCAAGAACCAAUAUGCUGGAGAAAACCCCAAGGCAACAAUUACAAUAAGGCAAAUUUGGAAGGUGCAGAAGCUGCAGCUGCCCGAAACUCGGAGAUCCCGGAGUCUGCCAAGAACAACAAAAAACCCAUUGUGAAGCAAGAGGAGACAGUUUGGAAGAAGAAAAGAGUCUGGAAGGAUCCCAACGACCUUCCUCGGCGUUCACCGGCCACAGCAGAGAGCCCUGGGAAUCUGGAGGACUCAGAUCAAGAUGGUGGUUCUGAGAGCCCUCUGAAGAAGAAAGCCAUGACCUGGGCCUCAAAUAAGAUCCCUGCCCCCAUGAGGAAGAAGAAGAAGAUGGGCAUGGGCUCUCUCUCUUAUGUUCUGGUUGAUUCUGAAGCUACCAAGAAUAAGCCCGUGAUUCCCAAGAAAGGGCCUGGUUCUAGAAGGGCCAUGUUGGUUCAAAGGGCUCCUCAGGGGCCCCAACCUGCUAAUGCACCUGCUUCAGCUUCCAGUGCUCAGAAGACCAAGCCAGGAGGCUUCCCUCAUGUCUCCAAAGGUGAGUACAUAUGGACAUGA